AUGGCUUCCUCAACUCAACCGCUGCAAAGCGCGUCGCCACAGAAUGCACCGCCGCUUCUAGCGCCAGCUGUUCCUGCGAAUGCGAUAGCCAAACUCAUCGACUUCUCACAAACCCCGCUCGCCGAUGCGUACACUGGCUUCUACGCCGCCAUAGUCGAAAACGCCUUCACUCCCGCGGAGUGCGCUGCACUCCUUGCGCGCGCUACCGCUAGCGGGGAGUGGUCGUCUGCUCGCGGUGACGUCCCGCCCGAGGCGCGCGACACGUACCGCGUCGGGGAUCGCACCUACCUCACCGACUCCGAGGUCUCUGCUGCCGUCUUCGCGCGUUUGCUACCCUUCAUCGAGGACAUUCGGGACCUACGACCCGGAAGCAAGUGGGCGACCAUCGCGCACCGCCCCGGGCGGGCGCAGGGUCCGGCCUGGCACCUCGCGCGUCUGAAGUCGCGACUCAGCUUCCUGCGUUAUACUCCUGGGCAAUACUUCCAGCCGCACUGUGACGGGCUGUCUAUAGUGGAGGAGGAUGAGCGUUCGUACAAGUCCUUCGUUACGAUACACCUCUACCUGAGCGACAACGCGUCGUCGCCGGUAGAAGGUGGCGAAGGGGAUCCGCCGCUAUCGGGAGGAGCAACACGCUUUUGGACGCCAAACAAGAAGCACUAUCUGGAUGUUGAGCCUCGCGUUGGACGAGUGCUUAUAUUCCAACAGCGUAUGCUUGUACACAGCGGAGAGAAGGUCGUAGGAGGGACGAAGUACACGAUGCGAGGUGAUCUCUUGUACGAAGAGGCAGAUACGUAG
This is a messenger RNA of Schizophyllum commune H4-8, 795 nucleotides long. RefSeq lists its product as uncharacterized. Gene Ontology annotation, molecular function: L-ascorbic acid binding; iron ion binding; procollagen-proline 4-dioxygenase activity. The record is from RefSeq and is a predicted model, not a curated record. The transcript has a single exon. Gene Ontology annotation, biological process: peptidyl-proline hydroxylation to 4-hydroxy-L-proline. Gene Ontology annotation, cellular component: endoplasmic reticulum. NCBI's taxonomy places the organism in Eukaryota, Fungi, Basidiomycota, Agaricomycetes, Agaricales, Schizophyllaceae. The coding region runs from base 1 to 795 and encodes 264 amino acids.